This is a messenger RNA of Cheilinus undulatus (humphead wrasse), 489 nucleotides long. It is a transcript of the gene ndufa5, whose product is annotated as NADH:ubiquinone oxidoreductase subunit A5. The record is from RefSeq and is a predicted model, not a curated record. Gene Ontology annotation, biological process: respiratory electron transport chain. The coding region runs from base 45 to 395 and encodes 116 amino acids. Lineage: Eukaryota; Metazoa; Chordata; Actinopteri; Labriformes; Labridae. The transcript has 5 exons.
UGGCCGGAAAUCGUCGCUGUCAGAGCCGUUGUACACAGAGGAGAAUGGCUGGGUUGCUGAAGAAGACGACGGGCCUUGUCGGCCUGGCAGUAUCCCAGAAUCCUCAUGAGCGUCUGAGGAUUCUGUACUCAAAGAUCCUAGCAUCCGUACAGGCCAUGCCACCAGACGCAGCUUACAGGAAGUACACUGAGCAGAUGAUCAAUGAGAAAAUCAACCACGUCAAAGCGGAGCCUGAUGUAGAGAAACUGGAGAAGAAGAUCAACUGUGGGCAGAUUGAAGAAGUCAUUUUCCAGGCGGAGUGUGAGCUGGCUCUAUCCAGGAAGAUGGCAGAGUGGAAGCCCUGGGAGCCACUGGUUGAGGAGCCACCUCCAAACCAGUGGAAAUGGCCCAUCUGAGUUCACUUUGUGUAUACAUGCUGUGUGUGUGUUUUCCAGUCCCCUGCUUCUAAUGAAGUACUGUACAAAGUAAAAGUCCUGUAAUAGUCCCAAA